AUGCCUACCACACGACACGCCUCGUUCGCCCGACAAGUCGAAACCCCGCGAAAAGUCGACACCCCAUCGACAUCGCUGGUGGCCCACAACAGAACCGCAAGGCUCAAUAGAUUGAGUCCGCCUGAAGACAAACUCACUGCACAGAACCUUCUAAACGAGUAUACUAAGUUUCUAGGUUCUCCAAAGACCAGGGUCCUCUUCCGCGAAGCAAGCAAGUUGCCCGAGCUCCAGUUCCGGGACUUCGUCAGUGACCUGCCCGCCCCGGCCUUCAUCCGCACCACCGACCUCGGCGCGGAGAUGGAAUCUCUGCAAAGGGCACUCGCUUACUUCCUGCAAACUGUUAGCGGGGUUUCAAACGGCGUGUUCGAUCACGUGGGCGCGGUCGGCUGUGACGUUGUCCAGAAGGGGGACGGCAGUGACAGAAAGUCUACCCUGAACUUCAGACUGGCGAAGAACAAGGGGCUCCAGGAAGAGGACUUCAAGUUCUUUGGCAUUCUUCUCGGAAUUUUGAACGGAACCUCGAGGAAUGUUCCGUCCGAUGAGGUUGAGAGACUGUCUUUACGCCACCCGCUCGUCCGGAUCAACUACGACGUCAACAGGAUCUACAAACAAACUCGGGAGAACAACGGGUCCAGGCCGAAGCCUUGUCUCGGCACCAAAACGACAGACAACCGAAGCGAAGAGCACGAGCCGGAAGAGCUCCAUUGUCUUGGCAUGAACCAGAGAAUCGUCAUUCGCAAGUGCGGCGCGCAGUCGACUCACGGGACGACGGAAAUUGCACAAAUUUCGGUGGGCCAGAUCAUUCCGGACAGCUCACUGUCCUCGACGCAUCUCUUGCGGCUUCACCGAGCGUCUCAGGCGGCGGUUCGCUUACUGCGCAACCGGAUCGCCAGCGAUAUCAGAGACGGACUUCGUAGCCUCCUCGAGCGUCUCCGGUCGUCAAGCAAGCCACCGAAUCUUUGCGGCGUCAAGGAAGAGGAGCUCAUCCAGAGCUUUCCCUCCGUGCUGACUUGUAUCGCAGAGCCCCUGACGCAUUUGGAAGUCAUCUCCGGGUUCCUCCCACGGUAUUGCCGCUCGCAGCACGCUGACGACGACGACGGCACCAUAGUCAACGUCCGGUUCUUCGCGCUGGCGGCCCCCAACAACCCGGUGAUCCAGGGAAGAGGUAAGGCCAUGAGCAGGCUGACCCACUGUGAGAUGCAAGUUCUAGAUCACUACCUUCUCCAGAGGAGGCCGGACAACCAGCUCCAGGGCACGCGCACGCGCGUGGGUAAGUUUAUCGGCAUCUCCAAGGUCUGCUGCCCGCUGUGCAGCAUCGUCAUGUGGACGCUGACGGGCGUCUACGCGGUGGACGGGUCGCACGACGACCUCUCCGUCUGGUGGACGCUCCCCUUGUUCCUGUUUUGCGAAGACGGUCUUUUCAGCGAGCACAGGAGGUGUUUCUUCCGGGUCGUGGCGCACUGGGCGGACAAGCACGGGUAUCGGCCUGACAGCGCCAGGCAGUAA
This is a messenger RNA of Colletotrichum destructivum, 1506 nucleotides long. RefSeq lists its product as uncharacterized. NCBI's taxonomy places the organism in Eukaryota, Fungi, Ascomycota, Sordariomycetes, Glomerellales, Glomerellaceae. The record is from RefSeq and is a predicted model, not a curated record. The transcript is spliced from 2 exons. Bases 1 to 1506 code for a protein of 501 amino acids.